Myotis davidii is the source of this 2929-nucleotide messenger RNA. Its product is annotated as HIV Tat-specific factor 1 homolog. The record is from RefSeq and is a predicted model, not a curated record. The transcript is spliced from 3 exons. Gene Ontology annotation, cellular component: U2 snRNP; U2-type spliceosomal complex. Gene Ontology annotation, molecular function: RNA binding. Lineage: Eukaryota; Metazoa; Chordata; Mammalia; Chiroptera; Vespertilionidae. The coding region runs from base 283 to 2034 and encodes 583 amino acids.
UUGCCGCUGGACCAGCGGGACCAAGGCCUCCUCCCGGUGGGACCGAGGAACCUGUCAUUUCUGCCCUCUGCUAGUUAAUGAUAGCGCGGAGAGAGAACAGUUUCUUAAGGAUUUUGGAAAAUUUAGCCCGGAGAAGGAACGGCUGAAGGCAACUUGGAAAAAGUGUUCACUUAAAAUGAGUGUACAUUGUAAAGGAAGGUGUUGACUGUCCGGCAAAUCCACAGGCGGAAAGAGAGCACAAGGCCUCGCGCCUGGACUGUGCCCCUGGGCUAAAUCGGCAACAUGAGCAGCAAGAACUUGGAUGAGAAAGAUGACUUUGAUGAGCAGUUGCGAAUGCAGAAGUUGUAUGGAGACACUGAGGAUGGAGAUACUCAGAAAGAUCCCAGUAGAGAAACCAAUUCUUUCAGACAGCAGCCAGAUGACACCCCCUACGAGUGGGACCUGGAUAAGAGAGCUUGGUUCCCCAAGAUCACUGAAGAUUUCAUUGCUACAUAUCAGGCCAAUUAUGGCUUUCCUAAUGAUGGUGUGUCUAGCUCUACUGCAAAUGUUCAAGAUGUUAGUAGUAGGCCUGCGGAGGAAACUCCUCAAAGAAAAACCUCUGAACCCAGUGAUCCCAAAAAUAGGGGAGAAAAGAGAAAGGCUGAAUUAGGAUGGUUUCAUGUUGAAGAAGACAGAAAUACAAAUGUAUAUGUGUCUGGGGAUCCAGAGGAAGCCAAUUAUUGUAUUCAGACCCUUAAUGGACGGUGGUUUGGUGGCCGUCAAAUCACUGCCCAAGUGUGGGAUGGAACUACAGAUUACCAGGUGGAGGAGACCGAAAGAGAAAGGGAGGAAAGGUUGAAAGGAUGGGAGGCUUUCCUCAAUGCUCCUGAGGCCAAUAAAGGUCUUGGCUGUUCAAAUUCCAUCUGUGCUUCAGAAAGGGCAGGGCCUUCUAGAGGAAGACAUUUUUCAGAGCACCCCAGCUCAUCUAAAAUGAAGGCUCAAGAAGCUGCAAUUCAAAUGGAAUUUGAAGAGCCUAUAGAUGAAAAGUUUGAAAAAACCAAGGAUGGGGGAGAAUUUGAAGAAGAUGCUAAAGAAAGUGACCUCAAACGAGAGGCUGAAGAAUGCUAUCCCCAAAAAGAAUCUGAAAGAAGGUAUGAGGAAGGCUGCCCCCAAAGAGAUCAUAGAGACUGCCUUGAAAAAGAGUCUGGAGAAGGUAGUCCCCAAAAAGAGUUGGAAGUGGUUAGUCCUCAAAAAGGGGCUAAAGUGAAUGGCCCUGGAAGAGAAUCCAAAAAGCGACUGCAAAAUGAUUUUGAAGAGAAUGGCUUUGAAAAGGAGUCUAAAGAAGAUGGCCCCAACAAGGAGUCUGAAGAAGAGAAUGGCCCCCAAAAGGAGUUUGAAGAAAAUGAGUUGGAAAGAGAAUCUGAAGAAGACUGCUCUGAAAAGCUGUUUGAAGAUGGCCCUGAAAAAGUAUUAGAAGAAAAUGGCCCCCCCAAAGAGUUUGAUGAGAAUGGCACUGACAAGGAGUUUAAUGAAAAUGUGCUCAAAAAAGAGUUAGAAGAAAAUGACUCUGAAAAAUCAGAAUUUGAAGAUGACAACUCUGAAAAAGUGUUUGAUGAGGAAGGCUCUGAGACAGACUUUUACGAAGAAUCAGAUGAAAUGGAAGGAGAAGGAGAUACAUAUGAAAAAGUUUUUGAUGAGGAGUCUGAUGAAAAAGAGGACGAAGAAGCUGCAGAUGAAAAGGGUCUUGAAGAUGCUGAUGAAAAGGAGGAAGGAGAUGAUGCAGAUGAAAAGAUGUUUGAAUAUUCAGAUGAAAAUGAAGACGAAGUAGAUGCAAAGGAGGAUGAAGAAGGUAUAGAUGAAAACAUGUUCGAAGAUGGUGAUGCCAACGAGAAGUUGUUUGCAGAGGAUUCCUGUGAGAAGUUGUUCGAUAAUUCUGAUGAGAACGGGACAGUGGGUGGUUUGGGGCAUGUUCAGGAAGAAGGGGCCCUGUCCACAGGCAGCAGCUUUAUCCUCAGUGAUGAUGAUGAUGAUGAUGAUGAUGAUGACAACAUUUAAUCCCUUAAAUUUGCUUUUGAGAGAAAUUCCUCCACUACAUUUUGCCUAUGCUCUAGGGGAAUUACUAGUAGUGUUAAUGAACAUUGCAUAGUGAUAGGAUGCCUUCAGAUUAAUGCACUGACUUUUUCAUUGUUACCCGUACUUAAUGAUCAUAAAUAUUUGUUAAUUGGCUGUUCAGUUAAAGCUUCUCAGUCUAAUGCAAGUAAACUGGAUACUCGUCCUUUGUCAGAUUUGUUAAAUGGAUGUAGAAUAUUUUUUUAAAAUAUUCUGAUUGAAGUUUGUGAUAUUCAAAAAUAAAAAUAAGUUGUUAAUAUGCAGAAAUUGAAAAUUGGACUUGAGUUAAAUUGCAUUUAAAAUUUUUUGCUAUUUGCUUUGUUCAUAUUUAAGUUUAGUCUUUUAAGGGUUUGAAAAAUCCCACAGGAGUCUCCUUGCUUCCAGCUUAGCUCCUAUUUCUCCUUUCUAAACCAGAGCAUGUUACUAAACUUACAAGGCAAAUAGCACUUUGGAAUUUUCCCCCGCCCCGUCCUUGCAAGUUACUUUUAUUUGUUUUCCUUUUUACUCUCCAUGAAAAUUGGCUAUUAGAUGCACAGGAGGGACCUUCCUGAGGUCCACCUACAGCUUUCAUUACUAAAAAUAUAGGGAAGGAGAUUAGAAUUCCACUCUGCGCUGUGUGGCCCCUUUAGAAGUUGAUUGGAAUUGUGGGUCCUCUCCCCAGAAAAGUGCACAUACUACACAACUUUUUGAAUACAGUUUGGAAGGUUUAAUUGAUUGCUUGGAGUUUAAGAAUGUUGCCAUUCAUACUUCAAUUUUGUGUUUUUGUUCUAGUAUGGUGCCUAGUACUGUGCUAGAUUGUGUAGUCCCAGUAAAAUGUUGGGUCUUUCUUGCUUAUGCUUUC